AUGAUGAUAUUAUUAAUAACAGUGGUCAGUCAGACAAGUCAGCUUCAACCUGUCAUUUCUGCAGCAGGCUUGUUUAAACCUACUACAGAUGAAGUUCAGCACAGGUGCAGCUUUGGUGACAAUUGGGAUGCUGAAGUUAAUGAAGAGAAACUCCCCAGAGUGGAUUCCUAUGGGUUUGAAAGGCCAGUAGACUUUGACUAUGCAACAUAUGAAGAAUUCUUUUCUAGAUACUUAGUGAUACUCACUAGAAGAGCAAUUAAGUGGUCCAAACUGUUAAAAGGAAACAAUACUGUAUCAAAAAGCUUAAAAGUGAAACGCUAUAUCAGGAAAGGCAUUCCAAAUGAGCACCGUGCAUUGGUUUGGAUGGUAGUAAGUGGUGCUCAGUCUCGCAUGGAACAAAACCCUGGAUACUACCAGAAAUUACUUGAAGGGGACAAAAAUGACAAGCUGGUGGAAACCAUUAAGACAGACAUGAAUAGGACAUUUCCAGAUAAUGUAAGAUUUCGCAAAACAGCAGACCCUUGUUUACAGAAAACACUUUACAAUGUGUUAGUGGCAUAUGGACAUCAUAAUCAGUCUGUGGGAUAUUGCCAGGGCAUGAAUUUCAUAGCUGGAUAUUUGAUUCUUAUUACAAGGAAUGAAGAAGAAUCCUUUUGGUUGUUAGAUGCUCUCAUCGGUCGAAUAUUGCCUGAUUAUUAUAGCCCAGAAAUGAUGGGACUGAAAACUGAUCAAGAAGUUCUUGGAGAGCUUGUAAAAAUGAAGAUUCCAGCUGUGGCAGAGCUAAUGGAGAAGCAUGGCAUUAUGUGGACUUUGGUGGUGUCCCGUUGGUUUAUUUGUUUGUUCAUUGACGUUCUUCCAGUCGAGACAGUGCUUCGAAUUUGGGACUGCUUGUUCUACGAGGGAUCAAAAAUACUAUUUCGUGUGGCCUUAACAUUGAUUAAGCAACACCAAACUUUCAUUUUAGAAGGCACUAACUUCCCAGAUAUCUGUGAUAAAUUUAAGCAGAUCACCAAAGGUCCAUUUGUAACAGAGUGUCACACUUUCAUGCAGAAAAUAUUUACAGAGCCUGGAAGUCUGCGGAUGGCUACAAUAGAAAAACUGCGAGAAACUUGUAGAGAAAAUCUGAUUGCACAGAGGUAAAUGGACAAUAAUAUAAAAUGUUGCAAAAAUGGGUACAUUCCAUCACUUCACUUAUGCACAAUUUCUGUUGACAGGCGCUUGACCAGUUCUCUCCAGCCUUUUUGUAUAAUAGUUUUAUUUUUUGUGAAGACAAUUUUCAUUUGUGAGAAUUGCACCAUGAGAAUGAAAUUAUUACUGUGGUAAUACCCCCCCCCCAAAUAAAGGCACUACUUGCAGGAAAUGUUGUCAUUUAAAUUUAUAAAUGUCUUCAUAUGAAAAUACAAAAUAAAUUCUAGU
This is a messenger RNA of Varanus komodoensis (Komodo dragon), 1416 nucleotides long. It is a transcript of the gene GRTP1, whose product is annotated as growth hormone regulated TBC protein 1. The transcript has 9 exons. The record is from RefSeq and is a predicted model, not a curated record. NCBI's taxonomy places the organism in Eukaryota, Metazoa, Chordata, Lepidosauria, Squamata, Varanidae. Bases 1 to 1140 code for a protein of 379 amino acids.